Molecule: messenger RNA, 2600 nt
Organism: Amblyraja radiata (thorny skate)
Lineage: Eukaryota; Metazoa; Chordata; Chondrichthyes; Rajiformes; Rajidae
Product: ATP-binding cassette sub-family G member 1-like
Exons: 15
Coding region: 226-2160 (644 amino acids)
Biological process (GO): transmembrane transport; cholesterol efflux; cholesterol homeostasis
Cellular component (GO): plasma membrane
Molecular function (GO): ATP hydrolysis activity; ATP binding; ABC-type sterol transporter activity
Source: RefSeq, a predicted model, not a curated record
GAGACAGACAGAGAAACAUUCUGUUUAUGCUCUUGGUACCAGUCUCACCUGGUGUCCCUGCAUCCUGCGCUCUGCUGUCCAUUGGUGAAGGCAACCAAGCAUCAUUUUUGUUUAAAAAAAAAAAAAUUCCCAUAUAGUUUUCUUUUCUUUCCUUUCCCCCAAAAUUUCUACCCUCUGCUUAAAAAUACUUCAAUUGCCACAUUGCUGAGUCUGUGUGCGGAAGGGAUGGCGGAUGGCAAGUCCGUGUGCGUCUCCGUCGACGAGGUGGUCUCCAACGGUACGGCGGCCCGGCAGGUCCCCCUCUUCCAGGGGCACCUGAAGAAAGUGGAGAACAAGGUGAUGGACCCACACCGCUUCUCCUACCUGCCCAAGAGACUGGCCGUGUCCAUCGAGUUCCAGGACCUGUCCUACUCCGUCUCCGAGGGCCCCUGGUGGAAGAAGAAAGGUUACAAGACUCUGCUGAAGGGCAUCUCGGGCAGGUUUAGCAGCGGAGAGCUCAUUGCCAUCAUGGGUCCCUCGGGAGCCGGCAAAUCAACGCUGAUGAAUAUUCUGGCUGGCUACAGAGAGACGGGAAUGAAAGGCCAGAUCUUGAUCAAUGGGCGUCCUCGCGAGCUCCGAUCCUUCCGCAAGGUCUCCUGCUACAUCAUGCAAGAUGACAUGUUGCUCCCCCACCUUACCGUCCAAGAGGCCAUGAUGGUGUCGGCAAACCUGAAGCUCCAGGAGAAAGAUGAAGGCCGGAGGGAAAUGGUGAAGGAGAUUCUCACCGCUCUGGGACUGCUGGAGUGUGCGAACGUCCGCACGGGAAGCCUGUCUGGAGGCCAACGCAAGCGUCUGGCCAUUGCCCUCGAGCUGGUGAACAACCCCCCCGUCAUGUUUUUCGACGAGCCGACCAGUGGGCUGGACAGUUCCUCAUGUUACCAGGUUCUGUCACAGAUGAAGUCCCUGGCACAAGGUGGACGGACCGUGAUCUGCACCAUCCACCAACCCAGCGCCAAGCUGUUCGAGCUGUUCGACAAGCUGUAUGUCCUGAGCCAGGGACAGUGCAUUUACCGUGGAAACGUCUGCAGCCUGGUCCCUUAUCUCAAGGAGAUUGGUCUACACUGUCCCACCUACCACAAUCCUGCUGACUUCAUGAUGGAGAUCGCGUCCGGGGAGCACGGGGAGCAGAACCCCAGGCUGGUGACAGCGGUGCAGGAAGGAAAGUGCGACGCCGACUGCAAGGACCGAGCGAGCGAGGACAAGGAUCUGAGUCCCAUGCCCUGGCACCGACCGUCCAUCGAGGACCCGUCGCCGUCGGAAGGCUGCCACAGCUUCUCGGCCAGCUGCCUGACCCAAUUCUGCAUUCUCUUCAAAAGGACCUUCCUCAGCAUCAUGAGAGACUCGGUGCUGACUCACCUGCGCAUCAUCUCACACCUUGGCAUCGGCCUGUUGAUCGGUCUCCUCUACCUGGGCAUCGGCAACGAGGCCAAGAAAGUGCUGAGCAACUCAGGAUUCCUCUUCUUCUCCAUGCUCUUCCUGAUGUUCGCUGCCCUCAUGCCCACUGUCCUCACCUUUCCGCUGGAGAUGGGAGUGUUUCUGCGGGAACACCUGAACUACUGGUACAGCCUGAAGGCCUACUACAUGGCAAAGACAAUGGCCGACAUUCCCUUCCAGGUGAUGUUCCCCGUGGCGUACUGCAGCAUCGUCUACUGGAUGACCGCUCAGCCCUGUGACGCUCUCCGAUUCAUUCUCUUUGCGGCCCUGGGCACAAUGACAUCCCUCGUGGCCCAGUCCCUGGGCCUCCUGAUAGGGGCAGCCUCCACAUCUCUUCAGGUGGCCACGUUUGUGGGACCGGUGACGGCCAUCCCAGUGUUACUCUUCUCUGGAUUCUUUGUCAGUUUUGACACCAUCCCCAAAUACCUUCAGUGGAUGUCCUACAUGUCGUAUGUCAGGUACGGUUUUGAAGGCGUCAUCCUGUCCAUCUACGGGCUGGACCGCGAGGACCUCCACUGCGAGGAGGACGCCACCUGUCACUUCCAGAAGUCGAAGGCCAUUUUGAAAGAGCUCGACGUGGAGCACGCCAAACUUUACCUCGAUUUUAUCGUCCUCGGCAUCUUCUUCGUCUCCCUCCGCAUCAUCGCCUACUUCGUUCUGAGGUACAAGAUCCGAGCCGAGAGGUAAUAAAACAAAGAAGAAAAAAAUCGUCCGUCCGACUUCACGGGCAGAAAACAGGCGAAUCCGCUUGGCUCACUGCCGUGACUGUUGACCUCAGGACUGAACUUUGCCCUCAGGAUCAAAUGGUGCAAAAAAACAAAAAAAAAACUUGAGUGUGGGACUUGGCUACUUGUUCACCCUCCGCCAUCACCCACAAGACAUCAUCACCCUGCUGGAAGACAACCCCUUCCCCAAAUGUUUUCACGUGCCAAAUAUUAUCGUCUCAAGACGGGCUCCGCCAAUGCUCUCCUCCGUUUCGUUCAGGCCAUCCAACUUCCUGGGGUGAUAUCGCCAUGUUAAACGGCAGACCAUCUUGUCCCUACUGCUGUAUAGUCAGGGGAAGUUUAGUAUUCAUGGGAACAGUCGCUGGUGGGGGGGUCAGAUAAGGUGGGUGGAGAGCAGGAAAA